AUGCUCAUCAAAAAAGUAAUCAAGUGCUCAUCAAGAAGGUUUUUUUCUAUAAGAUUGAGUAGAGGACAAGCUCAUCUUCCACAGCAUAUCAGUAAUAUUUUAAAGAAACACGAUAUUGUGAUAACCGAUGACGAAUUUAAGAGGGACUUUCAAGAGCCUAUAGUGUCACAUUUAAGGAAAAGAGGAUUAAUUGAAACAUGUGUCAACGAGGAACAACUUUUCAAGGAUGCAGAAGACAAAGUAUUAGGCUUAUAUUGUGGGGCUGAUCCGACUGCCAAAUCGCUUCAUUUAGGAAACCUUUUACCGUUGAUGAUUUUGCUUCACUUUAACCUACGUGGCCAUCGAAUCUUCCCGCUAAUUGGAGGCGCCACUGGUGAAGUUGGUGAUCCAUCGGGUAGGUCAACUGAAAGAUCGGCAAUGGCGGAAGAGGCAAGACGAGACCAUGUUGAAAGAAUCUCCAAUCAAUUUCUGGACUUUUUUCAACGGGCUGUUGAGUACGGAAAAACCAGGAACCCCGAGAUUGCUAGCUUAUCUAUUGGAUCCCAAGAAUUAAAAAAUAAUCGUGAAUGGUGGAAAGACAUGGGGUUCUUACAUUUCUUAGCAACCUACGGUAGGCAUAUCAGGGUGAACCAGAUGCUGAGUAGAGAAUCCAUUAAGGCUAGAUUAAGUUCCGACCAAGGUAUUGGAUUUAAUGAAUUUACUUAUCAAAUUUUGCAGGCAUAUGAUUUCUACUAUUUGAACAAAACUUACAAAGUCAACAUUGAAGUAGGAGGUAACGACCAAUAUGGUAAUAUUGUUGCCGGAAUUGACCUGAUCAAUAGAUUAAAGAAGGUUGAAGAUUCAGAUAGGAAUGACGAUGUUUAUGGAAUAACUGUACCUUUACUAACAACUUCCAAUGGGGUGAAGUUCGGGAAAAGUGCAGGAAAUGCGCUUUUUAUAGACAAAGAAUUAACAUCUGCAUAUGACAUUUAUCAAUUUAUGUAUAACACUACAGAUGCCGAUGUUCAGACUUUUCUCUACAAAUUUUCCUUAUUACCAGUUUCCGUAAUUGAUAAGAUUGUUGAUCUCCAUAAUAUGAACAAGAAGCUGAGAAUUGGUCAAAGGGUCCUAGCAAUCGAGAUGUGUGAUUUAAUUCACGGAGACGGAGAAGGAUUGAGUAACUAUAUCAUUAGUGAAGUUCUAUUUAGCAAUUCCAAUAUACGGGAAAAUUUCAAGGCCGACGAGGUUUUGGAUGCAUUUAAGAAGCAGAAUUUAGUUUGUGAAUUCAACAGAGACGAAGUCCUGAAAACACCAAUCUAUCAGAUAUUAUAUUCGGCAUGUAGAGGUGAGAAAUCUAAAUCUGAAAUUAAGAGGAUGAUUAAAAAUGGUUCAUUUCAAAUAGGCAACACCAAAGAUGGCAAAGUCAAGGACCCAGAUUAUUGCAUCACUGAAAAUGACGUUAUUGAAGAAAGACUACUUGUUUUAAAGCUUGGCAAGAAGUUCUACAUUGUUGAAGUUAUCAACUGA
Molecule: messenger RNA, 1506 nt
Organism: Pichia kudriavzevii
Lineage: Eukaryota; Fungi; Ascomycota; Pichiomycetes; Pichiales; Pichiaceae
Exons: 1
Coding region: 1-1506 (501 amino acids)
Biological process (GO): tyrosyl-tRNA aminoacylation
Cellular component (GO): mitochondrion; cytosol
Molecular function (GO): RNA binding; tyrosine-tRNA ligase activity; ATP binding
Source: RefSeq, a predicted model, not a curated record